This is a messenger RNA of Spodoptera exigua (beet armyworm), 459 nucleotides long. Lineage: Eukaryota; Metazoa; Arthropoda; Insecta; Lepidoptera; Noctuidae. The record is from the annotation of a GenBank genome assembly.
AUGUCUGAUAAGAACGAUUGUGAUUUAUCCGUGGUAUUAGGAGUGUUGGUGGUAUUCGCUUUACCACUAACACUUCUGGUGCCAGGGUUCUCGGUGUGGAACGUGGUUCCGAAGGUGCGGAUCUCACGACUGCACAUCGUCAGCCAGGACCUCACCUGGCCGCAGCUUAACGUAGCAAUCAUCCUCCUGUUGACCCUCUUCUUCUGUCUUUACCUAGAAAUUCAUAAAAGAAAGUUAGAUGAUAUGGUAGAAAAAGUGCUAGCUGUGAGCCAAGCGACGGACACGACGAUGGAAGUGGAACGGGAGCGUCAGGCGGCCGCAGUCAGGGUCUGCGUAGAUCUCCUGGACGCUUCAGCUGAACAUUACGAAAACCUCGUACUCCUCAGAGAUGAGCUAAGGAAGCGAGAGAAACUCAAAAAGCAACAUCCACCUACAAUCGAAUCAAGUUCCACCAUGUAA